CCCUCUCUCUCUCCCCUUCAUCUCACCUCCAGCCACUCAGCGCUCCCUCUUCCUCUUCAGCAGCACCGCCCGCUCUCUUUCUCUUUCUACCUUUCUUUAUUUCUCUCUCUCACUCUCUCUUUUUUCCUCUCCUCCUUUCUUUGGCUCACAGAAGGUUCCCAGGCUCCUGGUCCGUGCCUCUGCCCGUCCGCCUGAGCGUCCGACGAUCCCACUGAAGCUCCAGCACCAACCGGGACACAGACUCUCACAAAGCUGCUGAGAUGGCGAUGAACAGCAUUCUCAACGCUGCCGACAUCAAGAAAGCUCUAGACGCCUUCGCAGCGGCUGACUCUUUUGACCAUAAGAAAUUCUUUGAGAUGGUGGGUCUGAAGGCCAAGUCAGCUGAGGAUGUGAAGAAAGCCUUCCUGGUGCUGGACGCUGACGCCAGCGGAUUCAUAGAGGAGGAGGAGCUCAAGUUCGUACUGAAGGGAUUUGCCUCAGACGGCAGGGACCUGACCGACAAAGAAACCAAAGCAUUCUUAAACGAAGCUGACAAGGAUGGAGACGGCAUGAUCGGCAUCGAUGAGUUCGUUGCCCUGGUGCACGAGUAAUAGACACCUUCCUAAACCGACUAGCGCUCCACCACCCAGCCCCGAUACUCCCCCUCUUCCAGUCUGCAGCCGACCCCCCCACACGCGCCCCUUCCUCCCCCACCUCAUCCCUCCACCUGCCCUCACUGACACCCAGCUCUCUCCCACUCAAGCGCACGACUACUACUGCACCGGAGGAAGGGUGUCGUGGCUCCCGCCCCCACACCGCUAACUUACCCCUCUCCCCCACUCCCACUCCCACCCACAACCCCAUCCUAUUUAUUUUUUCCUUUUUAUACAAACGUAUGUGUUUCUGUUUCUGUAUAGUUAUCAGACCGCCUGGAAGGCCAAUAACCUCAAGUUAAAAAAAUAAUGUAGAUAUUUCAAAAUGAGAGAAAGUCAUUUCUCCUUUGAGUUGAUUUUACUUCACCCCCCUUUUUCUCUCUCCCUCUCCCCCCACUCUUUCUCUUUCUCUGUCCCUUGUUUCUGUCUCUUUCUAUCUCUAUUUCAACUUUCUGGCACUGCUCUCCUCCUUUCCUUUCCUCCCCAUCCCUCCAUCCCUCUCUCCUUUGGUAAUGAGCUGUUGUAAUAACACACCAAAAGAUGAAACUGUGAAAGAACAAAAUAAAAUAAAAUAUAAAAAUGCCUCAAGAACAA
Molecule: messenger RNA, 1226 nt
Organism: Salvelinus fontinalis (brook trout)
Lineage: Eukaryota; Metazoa; Chordata; Actinopteri; Salmoniformes; Salmonidae
Product: parvalbumin-7-like
Exons: 5
Coding region: 261-590 (109 amino acids)
Cellular component (GO): nucleus; cytoplasm
Molecular function (GO): calcium ion binding
Source: RefSeq, a predicted model, not a curated record